Molecule: messenger RNA, 1740 nt
Organism: Endocarpon pusillum Z07020
Lineage: Eukaryota; Fungi; Ascomycota; Eurotiomycetes; Verrucariales; Verrucariaceae
Exons: 1
Coding region: 1-1740 (579 amino acids)
Biological process (GO): regulation of DNA double-strand break processing
Cellular component (GO): nucleus; site of double-strand break
Molecular function (GO): protein binding
Source: RefSeq, a predicted model, not a curated record
AUGGAUGAUGAUAGUGAUCUGGAAGAUGGCAAGCUGAGAAGUUUUUUCCCUUCCUCGUUUGGUGGGGAUGAGAAUGGAACAAAUAUCGACGCUCAGAUCGAUCGCACCAAAAGACCGACUGGAACUGCCCAAGUAAAGCGAGAGAAAUCCGUUACGAAAAGCUCGAAUGGUGGGUCUAGUUCGGACGAGGAUGAUUCCGACGAUGAUUCCGACUAUGAUGAUGAGUAUCCCACAUCCCAUGAACUGGUUUUCAAGACACAGGAAAAGGCAGUUACGACCAUCACGGUUGAUCCAGCAGGAUCACGAAUGAUUACGGGGUCAACUGAUUGUACGAUAAAGCUGCAUGAUUUUGCUUCCAUGACACCCACCACACUACGCGCUUUCAAAUCGGUUGAUCCUACAGCGUCAAAAACCUCAGCCAAUACUGAAACACAUCCCAUCCAUGUUGCCAAGUUCAAUCCUAAUUCCCCGAGUCAAGUGCUUGUCAUAUCUGCCACUCCUCAAGCGAGAAUACUCAGCAGGGAUGGUGAGGUCAUCUCUGAGUUUCAAAAGGGGGACAUGUACUUGCGCGAUAUGAACAUGACGAAAGGUCACAUUAGUGAAAUUACUGCUGGAACAUGGCAUCCCAGUAACUGGGAUCUAUUCGUGACGGCUGGCACCGAUAGUACAUUACGGAUAUGGGACGUCAACUCGAGAAUGAGGCAAAAGGCGGUCAUCGUGCAUAAGUCAAGACAGGCUGGAUCGGCAGGGAGGAGUAGAAUGACCGCUGUAACAUGGGGGAGCCAGGCCGAGGGAGGCAAUAGUCUUCUGGUAGCGACAGCGCUUGAUGGAAGUUUGAUGCUGUGGAGUGGAGAAGGACCGUACAAUCGACCAAGCGCAGAGAUCAAGGAUGCUCAUGAAAGUGGGACCUGGACAAGCGGAGUGGACAUCAGCCCAGAUGGAAGGCUUGUGGUUACGCGAGGUGGUGAUGACACCAUAAAAUUAUGGGAUACAAGAAAGUUCAAGCAGCCUGUUAACUCGGUGGCGCAUUCUUCGACAUCGGCGCAAUAUCCGGCCUCGAAUAUUCAAUUUUCCCCCAACGGUGCCUCAGUCAUAACAGGAUCGGAAACCGGACACCUUCACAUACUGAAUCCUGCAACAUUGAAGCCAGAGAUUGUCACCCCUGUCACGCCCCAAUCACCUCUUAUCACCGUUCUCUGGCACGAGAAGCUUAACCAGAUUCUCACUGGCUCUGCCAAUGCAGAGACACACGUCCUGUACAAUCCGAAAAUCUCAACGAAAGGUGCAUUGAUGAUCGUGUCCAAAGCACCAAAACGACGUCACUUCGACGAUGAUCCCACUCUCACCACAGACCUCUCUCAGGGAAUAUCGGGUGACAUGAUCAUCAAUCCCGGCACUGGUCUUGCUGGGAUCCAAGCAGGCAAUAGCUACACUUCGCGCCAUCCUACAAUAGGUCUUACCGCAUCUGGAAAAUCCAGGGAUCCUCGCCGGCCACAUCUUCCUGCAACAACUCCAUUUUCUAAGAAUCAACCAGACGAGGCCUCGGUCAGGAAGAACAUUCCGCUGAGCUCUAUGCGGGAUGAAGAUCCGAGGGAGGCAUUGCUAAAAUAUGCUGAGAAGGCUGAAAAGGAUCCCAUGUUCACGAACGCUUGGAAAAAAACGCAACCCCAGACCAUCUACGCUAAAGUUAGUGACGAUGAGGCAGAAGAAGGUCCGCAAAAGAAGAAGGCUAAGACGUGA